This is a messenger RNA of Impatiens glandulifera, 852 nucleotides long. RefSeq names its product agamous-like MADS-box protein AGL80. Gene Ontology annotation, biological process: positive regulation of transcription by RNA polymerase II. Gene Ontology annotation, molecular function: RNA polymerase II cis-regulatory region sequence-specific DNA binding; protein dimerization activity; DNA-binding transcription factor activity, RNA polymerase II-specific. Lineage: Eukaryota; Viridiplantae; Streptophyta; Magnoliopsida; Ericales; Balsaminaceae. The record is from RefSeq and is a predicted model, not a curated record. Bases 1 to 852 code for a protein of 283 amino acids. The transcript has a single exon.
AUGACUAGAAACAAAGUUAAGCUUACUUACAUUCUCAAUAAAACUGUGAGGAAAACCACAUUCAAGAAGAGAAGAGUCGGUAUUGUGAAGAAACUAGAUGAACUGACCACUCUAUGUGGCAUUGAAGCGUGUGCCGUCAUUUAUAGUGCCUUUGAUCCUCAACCUUUUGUGUGGCCAUCAAUGGAUGAAGUACGAAGACUUGUCACUAAGCAUCAGAGUCUUCCAAAGGUUGAUCAAGGAAAAAGAAAGGUCAACCAAGAGACCUUCACGAUGCAGAGGCUCGAAAAGAUGCAAGAGAAACUGAGAAGACAAAAAAGAGAAAACCGUCAUAACAAGACGACACAAAUCAUGUAUCAAUCAAUGAUGGAUCCACACACAGCGAUGUCAAGACUGAAUAUGGAAGAUUUCAAGGAGCUGGCUAGAGUUAUCAGCCAGAACCUGAUGGAGGUUGAGAGGAGGAUGGAGGUUCGUCUGAGGGACUCCUCCUCUUUCAACCCUCCUCCUCCUCAAUUUGGCGCAGGUGGCAAUGGAGGUGGUGGUAGCAAGCAAAUUGUUGUAAGCCAAGGUGAGUUCAUGCCUCCAAAUAAUGAAGGGUUUGGCUCUUCCAUGGGGUCUAACAUGACAUAUCCACCUCCUAUGAUGGAGUUUCCACCUCCCAACAUGGGAUUUGAACCUGCCAACAUGGGAUUCCAACCAGCCAGCAUGGGAUUUCAGCAUCUGCCCAUUGAUUUCCCGCAAAAUGGCAUGUCAUACAUGGAUUCCAACAUGGGAAUGCCAUACCCGAGCAACCCGUCCCCAUUUCCUUACUACCAUAACAACAACAUCGGCCCACAUGACCCCUCUUCACAUUAA